UAUACUAAAUUACAUGUAUUACCGUACAUCCAGGUCAUAAUAGUGCCGCACUCUCACAACGACCCGGGAUGGCUCAAGACCUUUGAGCAGUAUUUCUACGACCAAACCGCUUAUAUCCUCAAUAAUAUGGUCGACAAAUUGAAUCAAUACCCAGACAUGAGCUUUAUAUGGGCUGAAAUGUCAUUCAUGUCGCGCUGGUGGGACAGUCUUAAGAAUCGUCCGGAAAUGAGAGAAUCGGUUCGCAAUCUCAUCAAAAGAGGUCAACUCGAGAUCGUGACCGGGGGUUGGGUUAUGACAGACGAAGGCGCCGCUCAUUACUACGAUAUGAUUGAUCAGCUCAUAGAAGGCCAUCAAUUCCUGAGAACAAGUGUUGGUUUAACAGAAUCUCCGAUCAAUGGCUGGUCUAUCGACCCGUUUGGUCACGGAAUGACUUUCCCUUAUAUUUUACAAAAGUCGGGAAUCAGUAAUACGUUAAUACAGAGAACACAUUUCGGUUGGAAACAGGAAUUGGCGUCAAAACAGAUGUUGAAUUUCAUUUGGAAACAGAGUUUUGACACCAAGAAUAUGUCGGACCUGUUCUGCCAAAUGUCUGCUUUUGAUUUGUACUCAAUUAAGUUCACGUGCGGACCAAACACUGAUAUAUGUCUUCAGUACGAUUUCAGACGUAUAGCCGGAGAGUCCUCGGAGACCACAUCUAUUCGUAUAACUCAUGAGAACAUCAAAGAAAGAGCCGGUCUUAUGAUGAGCCAAUACGGACGUCUGGCCUCUCUCUACAAACAUAACGUAGCAAUCGUGCCAUUGGGCGAUGACUUUCGGUUCAAUAUUGACACGGAAUGGGAUCAACAGUACAAGAACUACAAAAUGCUUAUGGAUCACAUCAACAGUAAUCCAGUGCUUUAUAAUAAAACUGAGAUCACUUUCGGCACUCCCAACGACUACUUCACUGAAGUUCACCAAAGAAUGCAGAAAAUCAAUCAAAACAAAUACCCGACUCUUUUCGGUGAUUUCAUGCCAUACGGAGACGUUUACGUCGAUUCUAAACCUCACUAUUGGACCGGUUAUUACACUACCCGUCCAUUUUGGAAGUCAUUGUCUCGAGAAUUACAGCAUUAUCUAAGAAGCGCUGAGAUUGUCUACUCGUUGGCCAGAAAUCUUGUCCGACAAACAGGUAAUCAUAGGAUGAGUGAAAGACUAGACAAAGACUAUCAGUACUUAUCGUCUGGACGUCAGAAUUUGGCGCUUUUCCAACACCACGACGGCAUCACCGGUACGUCCAAAGAGCAUGUUAUGGAAGACUACGGCAAACGUAUGAGUCGUUCAAUCGUCGACUGUUUGGGACUUAUCUCACACUCCGUUCAGUUCCUACUAAUGAAAGACCACUCAAUCACACCGUUAGACAUGAACGCCGCGCACCCGUUGACGGCAUACUUGUUCCCCGAUCUUCAGCGACCCAAUUGGGAUGAAUUGACUCAAAAAGUGGUUCUUUCGGUGCCAUCAGUGGACGGAAGAAAGAUAGUUGUCUUCAAUUCUCACAUUCAGACCCGCAUUGAAGUGAUCAGAGUAUUAGUGAAGACACCUGUCGUUCGAGUACUCGACGCACAGAACGGAAACGAAAUCCAAUCACAAGUUAAUCCCGUAUUCAACACCACGGCUGCCAUUUCGACACAUGCUUUCGAAGUAGAAUUCUUGGUCUCAUUGCCAGCCCUUUCGUUGACCACAUUUGUGAUCCAGACAUUUGAAUACAGACACCGAACACACCAUCGCCCGAAGGUAUCGCUGUUUCUGAGUGACGCCAAACAAGACGAAGACAUCUUUGCAUUGAAUGAAAACAAAAUUCAUCCCAAAGUCUUUAGUUUUGACACUCCUUUUGAUAAGGACUACGAGUUGGAGACGCCGUAUAUCAGAGUGGGUUUUGAUCGGCGGACAGGCUUUUUGACACACAUUUACGACAAGCGCUCCAAUUAUCUGCAGAAAACGAAAUUAUCUUUUAUGGCCUACAAAUCGGCUGACUUUAAUAGCGGCGCCUAUUUGUUCAGACCAUCGAAGUUCGAUCCCAUGCAGAACAUCACCGAACGGUUCCCUGUUAUGAGACUUAUCAGAGGAGACUUAAGUUCAGAGUUGACUGUCAUUUAUCCCAAUUAUAUUGAAGUGAAGUUCAAAGUGUAUAACACAUACGCCUCCGUUGGAAGCGCUCUUCAAAUGCACUGUAAGUUUGAUGUCUCCGAAAGACCAGAUCUCGUGAAUUGGGAGUUAAUUAUGAGAUUAGAGACAGACAUCGAUAGCAUUGAUCCAAAAGAUGGUCGAAAGAGAUUUUUCGUCGAUUCAAACGGCUUUCAAAUGAUGGAAAGGAAAUAUACCGACAAUUUGGGUAUUGAAGGCAACUAUUAUCCCAUGACUUCUGCUCUCUAUAUCGAAGACAAUAACUCGAGGCUCACAUUACUCUCGUCUCACUCUCGGGGAGCGUCGAGUCCUUUCAACGGAACCGUUGAAGUGAUGCUCGAAAGGAAACUCCAAUUCGACGACAAUAGAGGUCUCGGCGGAGGAAUUCUUGACAAUAAGUUAACGGUUUCGCGCUUUUGGAUCGCAAUCGAGCGCAUCGACCAAAACGUCUCCAAAGAGCCAAUUGUCCCAAAUUUAUCCCAAUUAAUGCACUCAUUGUUGUCGACCCUUCUGUACGAACCCAUUGUAUUGGCGUCCGAUGGCCGCGAAGACCGACCCAUUCAUACGGCGCUGCGUUUUCUGAGCGAUCCGUUGGAUUGCAACCUAUUUCUAGUCAAUAUGCGAACCCUUCCCGACGCCAAUGACUUCAAUUCGCCGUCAUUUUCGAGUCUACUUGUGGUCCACAACAGAGACAACUCGUGUCGCACUCGACGACAG
Messenger RNA from Oppiella nova, 2877 nucleotides. The record is from the annotation of a GenBank genome assembly. NCBI's taxonomy places the organism in Eukaryota, Metazoa, Arthropoda, Arachnida, Sarcoptiformes, Oppiidae.